Molecule: messenger RNA, 1743 nt
Organism: Alternaria postmessia
Lineage: Eukaryota; Fungi; Ascomycota; Dothideomycetes; Pleosporales; Pleosporaceae
Exons: 1
Coding region: 1-1743 (580 amino acids)
Biological process (GO): polyamine biosynthetic process
Source: RefSeq, a predicted model, not a curated record
AUGUCACCAAAAAAGACCCAGAAGAAGCCGAAGGCAGUAAAAGAGGUGGAACCACAGGCGCAAAAUGCUUCAGCAUCAACUAUCCUCUUGAAUGUUGGUAGAGCGGCAGCACUCCUCCUGGUUGCAGGUUUCGCAUCACCAGUUUCGCAGCUCAAUCUAUCACCGGUCUAUGGAUCAAUUCCUGCAUCCCUACAUCACCAACGCACGAUGACCCUCACUGCUGUUGGAGCUCUUAUCACGCGACGCGCUUUGAAGAGCUACGUAUCUGCAAAUGUCGCACAGUACAUCGCUGUAGUUGCGUACUGGACCCCCGUCAUUCAGUUUCUACUGUUUCCAUACAGCGGAAAGAUCGGUAUCGAAUAUGGACCUCUACUCAUCGAGUCCCUGACAUACUUUCCCCUGCUAUUCCUCUCAGUGUUCGCUGCGGCCGAUCUCCUGGAAUGCAUCGACAUCACUGGUAUCAACCCCUCGCCUAUCAAGGAGGUCAUUGUCCCUACGGCAUCCUACUUUACCGUGUCGACCGUGGCCAAGAUCAGCAGCGCUCUCAUCCCAAGCUUCAUCGGAACAUCCGUUUACUUUACACGCGUGGGUAUGCAGAUGCUGCUUGCGUCAGCAUCUGCCUUCUUUAGCCCAUCGCGUGUCAUCCUCUUCGCCUUCCCAGCAAUUCUGCACACGCUCUGGACAAACCCGCAUCACCCUUCAGCUCAUGGUCUCCAAUUAGCAAACUCCACGUUGCAAGCUACACAAAACUACACGCUUCUCGCUCGUCAGGAAUCUGUUACGGGAUAUGUAUCCGUCCUCGAGAACCACGCCGACAAUGCUUUCCGUCUCCUUCGAUGUGACCACUCUCUCCUUGGUGGCGAGUGGCAAGUCACACCGCAAGCUUAUGCUAAGGGUCAACGGCAACGGGAAUCCAUAUUCGCGGUCUUUGUCCUUCUCGAAGCUGUCCGUCUCAUCGAACCGCCAGUAGACACUCUACCUACUAUCGAUGAUAGCAAGAAGUCCGCUCUGGUAAUUGGUCUUGGUAUCGGCACGGCACCUAACGCCAUGAUCAAGCACGGCAUCAACACUACAAUUGUCGAACUUGACCCUGUAGUCCACCACUACGCCACGAAAUACUUUGAUCUGAGCCCCGAUCACACCGCCGUAAUCGACGACGCAACCGCCUACGUCGCGCGCAAAUCCGUAUCAACACCAGGCAGCUUCGACUACAUCAUUCACGACGUCUUCACUGGCGGCGCAGAACCUGUCUAUCUCUUCACCACAGAGUUCAUGCAAGGCCUCUACGACUUGUUGACACCAGAGGGUGUUGUAGCGAUCAACUACGCUGGUGACCUUACACUGGGUUCGACCAGACUAGUACUAAACACCAUUCACGCCAUCUUCCCUGCCUGCCGCCUCUUCCGCGAUUCUCCCGCACCAGAGGAACACAAAGAGGGUGAAGCUGAUUUCAUCAACAUGGUCAUUUUCUGCGUCAAGAACGAUCAUGGGCUAGGCAAAGCGGCUGUUAAGUUCCGUGAUGCGGUUCCAAAGGACUUCCUAGGUAGUAUUGCACGCACAAAUUUCCUUCAGCCGCAGAGGAAGUUGGAGGUCAAGUACGAUUUCGUCAGCAAGGAAGAUGGAGGUAGGGUUAUGGGUAACGCGGAUGUUGGCGAGUUGGAGAAGUUCCAUGAAGAUGGUGCGGUUAGUCAUUGGAAGAUUAUGAGGUCGGUGUUACCAGAGGGCGUGUGGGAGAUGUGGUAA